ACAGCCAUUCAGAGAGCUGCGCAGGAGAACCUUACGCAUAUAUAAGGGGAUGAGAAGGCCCAGGGAGUCACACUUGGCCUGACAACCUCGUCGUCUGCACUGCUCCUCCAACGCCUCCUGCCAUCCAUAAUGCUGCGCCUGUUGGUAGUGAUGACCGUCGUGACGGUGGGUCUUGGCUCUAGCAUCCUUCCUGUCACUCCCAGCUGUGUCUUCUGGUGCAAUUUCCCAGCCGCUGUCAACGCUGGUGCCAGUUACUGCUGCAUUAAUUCAAACCAGAGAAUUGUCGAAAAUACAAGUCUAGAACCCCAUGCAGGUAGAUGUAUAAUCCAUACCUUCUGUGCCAGAGGCGACUUUACACCGCCUUCCCCUAUCAGAUGCGGUCAUGAUGACUAUUGUCCCUACAACGAAAAAUGCUGCUAUGACGCCUGUCUGAAGCACCACACCUGCAAGGGUCCUCUUCCCCAUUAACUCCUUGCACAAGAUCACACCGAAUGUUCCACCCGCUGCCUUCUCGGCGUCACACCUAAAACAAUUAUCAUGUAAACAACGCCAAUACGAGCAUUCAGCAGCCAGCCGUUCCUCCCCACCCAGUAAUGCAGUUGUCUCAAAAUGGAACUUGUAACUGGAACGUGAUCCACUUGAGUACCACCAAAUGUUACACUUGUGUUAUAUGAACUGUGUAUUAUUAUUGCUGUUAUUAUGUUCUUCAGGUUUGUUGCAUAUGCUUUAUGUUCAUUAGAGAGCAGUGUUUCUUACAAUGAAGUUGUUGUCAUCAAUUACAAGGUUUUACAAUAAAGUUGUCGUCCGUU
Molecule: messenger RNA, 809 nt
Organism: Homarus americanus (American lobster)
Lineage: Eukaryota; Metazoa; Arthropoda; Malacostraca; Decapoda; Nephropidae
Exons: 4
Coding region: 130-468 (112 amino acids)
Cellular component (GO): extracellular region
Molecular function (GO): peptidase inhibitor activity
Source: RefSeq, a predicted model, not a curated record